AUUCAAUAAAUCUACCCUCGCUAAUGAAGUAGAGAAGACUUUCUAAGAUUUAAUAUAUUAAGUUCAAUUUAUGGUCAUAUUGGACCCACCUUAGGGACUGAACCCCAGAUCCAGGGGCCAUGAGUUCUACAAUUUUGAUAGAGGGAUCCAUGAACAACAUAACCAUGCAUAUAGUUUUUCUCUAAUAUACAUAUAUGUGGAUAGAGAAAAAGAUUUUCUAAGAUUUAAUAAAUUUUCAUUAUUUGGCCAUAUUGGACCCAUUCUAAGGUCUGAACCCCUGACCCUAGGACACAUGUGGGUUAUAAAGGUAGUGAUCAUUGCAGAAAAAAUUUAAAUAACCCUCUUACACAGGUUAUGUAUAUUUUCUGCAAUGUUGCCACCUUCAUAUCCCACAUGAAUCACCAAAGAUAGCAUUUUAUUGUUUAAGUAUUCAUUUGUGUAAAUGCCUCAUACAUGUACCUGCUUUUAAAGUCUCAUAAACCAACCAGGACAUUGUGUUUAUAUUUAUAAAACAUUAGAUUGCAAUUUGCUAUAUACGGUAAUCACAGGAGCCAUUCUCUAAACUAAAUUCCCUUUAAUUGUAACAAUCAUAUACAUGUGUACAUUUGUUAGAAGUUCAGAAAAUCUUGUAUAAACACUGUAGGGCAGUAGGGAACGUCCAUUUAAAUGUUCAGUCAGCAAUCAGUAUUGUUGUUAUUCACCGAUGCAAUCAAUAGUGCUAGGUAACUGUGCUAAAGAUAGAACUGAUCUAAAGCUGUAGAAAAAUUAAGUCUUUUCAAAGAUAGCUAAAGUUUCUAUGAGGUUCCUUAUGACCUUGGGGAUGACAGACUGUUGAUAUGAACAUUAGGCUCAGAGCCAUGGCCUACUCCAAGAACACACAAAGACAGCACCAUCGAUGAAAGGCCACAGCCAGAUGUUGGCUCUUAGUGGUGGUGUAAAUAAAGGAGACAUAUUUUGUGAUUUGUGUAAAAAAUAUGAGAAAGUGGAAAAUCACUGUGUGGAAUGUAACAAAGACAUGUGUAGUGUGUGCAAGCACCACCAUUUGAGGGCAAAGGUCAGUGCCAAGCAUCAUCCAAUCAGCUUGAAGUUGUGGGAGUCACACACUGGGAUUCUUCAGUGUCCAAUACACAGUGACAGCUUCAUGACCCUAUACUGUCAUUUCUGUCAAAAGAUGGUGUGUGACAUGUGCAGUAAAAACCUGAACACGAAUGACCCACGACCUUGUUUCUCCCGCAGUAAGAAAGAGGAGAUGAUGUGUAUGCUGGAUCUGUACAAAAAAGGAAAGCUUACCCUUGAGGGGUUGACUUUUGAAGAAUGUCACCUUUUGGAGGAGUGUUUAAUUGAGGACCAAUUCAUUCAGUCUGAACUUGUGGACAAAGUCAAAGCCCGGAUACACGAGGAAGUAGAAGAGAACCGUAGUCUUAUUGCGGGAUAUCAAGAGAAAUUUGAAGCAUGGUAUCAAAAAAUCUGUCAGGACUUUGUGGCCAAAAUGAAAAAGUAUACAAAGAAAGCAGAAAAUUAUCAUGGCAAGGAGCUAAUUCGACUGUACAGAUUUGCAGAAAAUGACAUGAACAGGCCAAGAGAGCAUGUUCAGCCUCUCUAUAAUAUACCCUCCCCUGAGUUUGUUCCUGGGAAGCCAGGGGUAGGCUCAGUUGAGGAAAGUUUUGGUAAACUAGUGUAUGAUGACCUCAAUAUACAGUGGAGAAAGCAUAUCAUGCUGUAUAACUUACUAUGUGCAAAUUAAUUUAUAUAAAAGCCAUUAAAAUAACUGACAUCUGAAAUUAAGAUAUCAAUAGCAUAAAUAUUUAGUAAAAUUUUAUGUACAAAACAAUAAAUAUCAACACUCAUGAUGACCAUAACAUACUAUGCACAAUAUAUCCAGGGUUUUUUCCAUAUAUCACAAAAUUUGUGAAAAUGGGGAAAUGUUUCAAUUUUUUAUUUGCAUCAGUCAUUUUUUGCGAUUUUUAAAGUUUCUUAAAGCAAAAAAUACAGGAAAAACUUUCUGCGUAUUGAAAAAUUUGUGAUUUAAAAGUGAUCACAAAAAAAAAAGGAAAAAAUUAGAUCAUCACGAAAAUCACAAAAUAUACCGUACUUGAUAGCAACUAUAUAACAUUAACAUACAUAUACUGUUGUACACUAGAAUAGCUGAUGACAACACCAGGACAACUACAAUGUGCUUACAAUGAAAGGAGGUCGGAUGGUCAGCAAAUUAACCAUCAGAUUUACCUACAACUUAAUUUAAGAUAUCAUUUGUUUUGCUAUAAACUAUUACAUGUACUUAGAAAGAAGAAAUCAUAUAUAUUUUACCAUUUAAAUUUGGGUGUUUUCCAAUAUUCAUUUAUAGAGAACUAUUCUUAUAACAGAGAUUUAUACAGUCUAAAAAUGGCCAGGACCUUCGAGCCUUCUUAAGGAUUCUCCACACCCUCUGACUUCUACUUUUAAUGACAGUACAUUACAACAUGGCGAUUUGAAUAGAUUGUGAAACAGUUUAUAUUGCCAAAAUCCUUUGUUGUCUAUCUCGGUGGCGCAAUGGGUGUAGCUUCAAUCUACCAAUCUGAAGGUCCCAAGUUCGAAUACCGCAAGGACUUUUAUUUUUAUGAAUAGUUGUACAAUUUAAAAAACUUAUGUUUUAACCAACAACUGAAUUUUUUCUGUCCUUUUCAUGUCAAAGACAUGAUAGAAAUCCAUAUCUUUAAGUAAUUAAGGAGUUCGGGUUUGUAUGCAGAACUUUUACCAAGUGUGAGCAUCGAGGACCAUUAAGAGAUAUCAAUAUCCCUGUCUUUACACCAUUUACAGAAAACCUGAUAUCAACACCCAAAUGCAAAUUUAACAUUGAUAUUACUAUAGUGAUAUAAGUUGAUCUUUAGUACAAAAAGUUAUAGGCUUUCUGCUCACAAACCUGCAAAUAUUGUGUUAUUGAUUUUAAUAUCUACUCACUGUAUACAGUUUUGCUGAUAUUACAUACUUUUUCAUAAGAAUUAUAUUUUUCCAUAUAACUUUUUAUAUUUUUUACUGUAAAUGUACUUAAAGUUAAUAAAACUUGCUGUGAACUUAAUGUUGUGUUCUAGAGUUUGAUUGACAUGAAAUACACAUCAAAGCAAUAGCACAGCUAUUGAAAAGAGCAAGUACAUUGUAUAUUCAAAUGCUCAACACAAGUACAGUGUGACAUCAUCUGUGUUGUAAUAACUGCAUGGUAUCACAGUACUGUAAGCACAAUUUAAAUAAACAGCCUCAUUGACAACCUGUUCCUUAAUAAACUUUUUACUCUU
Molecule: messenger RNA, 3269 nt
Organism: Magallana angulata
Lineage: Eukaryota; Metazoa; Mollusca; Bivalvia; Ostreida; Ostreidae
Product: tripartite motif-containing protein 45-like
Exons: 2
Coding region: 896-1744 (282 amino acids)
Molecular function (GO): zinc ion binding
Source: RefSeq, a predicted model, not a curated record